AUGUUUCUACCGCUCGUCUUAAUUUUCUCUUCAUCACCGUUUUCUCUCGGACAAGCACCGUUACCUCUUGCUGUGAACACCUGGCCGUUUAAAAGUGCAUCCGCCGCAGCAUGGAGCGUCCUCCGGUCCGGGGGCUCGGUGUUGGACGCAGUAGAGAAAGGCUGUUCCCGCUGCGAACAGGAGCAGUGCGAUGGCAGUGUCGGCUUUGGCGGGAGCCCCGACGAGUCUGGAGAAACCACGCUGGACGCCAUGAUCAUGAACGGUAACACAAUGGAGGUGGGCGCAGUCGCUGACCUGAGGAGAAUCAAAAAUGCUAUUGGAGUAGCCAGAGCUGUGAUGGAGCGCACGGAGCACACGAUGCUCGUGGGAGAGUCAGCCUCGGUGUUUGCUGAAAACAUGGGCUUUGUAGCAGAAGACCUGACUACCAACACAUCUUUGAAUAUUUUCUCACAGUGGCUGAAGGGCAACUGCCAACCUAAUUAUCGGAAGAACGUCAGUCCAGAUUCUUCCAAGUCCUGCGGACCCUACAGGCCAGAGGCGGGACUAACGCAGAAGAGGGCGCGGCCUGUUAAUAUACACUCCCAUGACACCAUAGGGCUGAUUGCUCUGGAUGGAAAUGGUCAUGUUGCUGCUGGAACAUCAACCAAUGGACUAAAUCACAAAGUUCCAGGUCGUGUGGGGGACUCCCCGAUCAUCGGUGCGGGGGCCUAUGCAGACAGUUCAGCUGGUGCUGCUGCAGCUACAGGAGAUGGAGACAUCAUGAUGCGCUUUCUACCCAGUUACUUGGCCGUGGAGCUGAUGAGGGCCGGGGCUGAUCCCUCGGCAGCCUGCAAGUCGGCUAUUUCCAGAAUCAAGAGGCAUUACUCUGACUUCUUUGGAGCCAUAAUCUGUGCUAACAUAACAGGCCAUUAUGGUGCAGCGUGUAACAAAGCCCCCAGCCUCGCAGAGUUUCACUACAUGGUGUCAAACCCUCAGUCGGACACGCCGACACUCAAGUCUGUAGAUUGCUUUUAA
Nematolebias whitei (Rio pearlfish) is the source of this 1014-nucleotide messenger RNA. RefSeq names its product aspartylglucosaminidase (gene aga). Lineage: Eukaryota; Metazoa; Chordata; Actinopteri; Cyprinodontiformes; Rivulidae. Bases 1 to 1014 code for a protein of 337 amino acids. Gene Ontology annotation, molecular function: N4-(beta-N-acetylglucosaminyl)-L-asparaginase activity. The transcript has 9 exons. Gene Ontology annotation, cellular component: lysosome. Gene Ontology annotation, biological process: protein deglycosylation. The record is from RefSeq and is a predicted model, not a curated record.